Molecule: messenger RNA, 903 nt
Organism: Ilyonectria robusta
Lineage: Eukaryota; Fungi; Ascomycota; Sordariomycetes; Hypocreales; Nectriaceae
Product: X-Pro dipeptidyl-peptidase protein
Exons: 2
Coding region: 1-903 (300 amino acids)
Molecular function (GO): hydrolase activity
Source: RefSeq, a predicted model, not a curated record
AUGACUUCCAUCUCUAUUUCCAAAGGCUCGCUUACUUUAGCUGGGCUACUCUACAAACCUAUCACGACAGCCUCGAGCAAAACCCGAGCCGUCAUCAUCGUUCACCCGGGUGGUGGCGUCAAAGAGCAGACUGCCGCGCUUUACGCCACGAAGCUCGCUGAACAGGGGUUCACCGCCGUUUGCUAUGAUGCGUCUUUCCAAGGCGAAAGCGGUGGCGAGCCGCAUUUUCUCGAAGACCCUGCCGAGAGGGUAAGCGAUGUCUGGUUCGUCGUUGAUUACCUACAGCAACAAGAUUUUGUCGAUCCCGACAAGAUUGUCGUCGUUGGCAUCUGUGCUGGGGGUGGCUACGCGGUGGCUGCCGCAAAAGCAGACCAUCGCCUGAAGGCUGUAGCAACUGUGUCCAUGGUAAACAUUGGUGCCAGUGCGCGAUUGGGCUGGUAUGGCAAGGAGCAGGCUUCCCAACACAUCAACAGUCUGGAACAAGCCGCUGCGCAGCUCACUGCUGAGGCUGGCGGAGCAGACAGAGUGUGCGCCCCGUACGUUCCACCUCAGAUAGACAGUACUACUCCGGCAGACCUGUGUGAGGCAAACGACUACUAUCUCACCUCACGGGCUCAGCACCCUCGGGCUGAAAACAAAAUGCUUUUCAAGAGCUUCCCUCGCAUGCUUGUCUUCGAUGCCUUCCAUCUAACCGACAUUUUCCUCACGCAGCCAACCUUGCUGAUUGCAGGAGAGAGCGCGGGCUCGUUGUGGCAUUCUCUUGAGCUGGAUCAAAAGAUUAGAGGCAAGGCGAAGAAGGUUAUUCUGCCCAAUUGCGCACACAUGGAUUUGUACGACAAGCUUGAUUUUGUCGAUACGGCAGUCACUGAGAUUGCUCAGUUCUUCAAAAUUAGCCUUGUAUAA